GUGACUAUGUCAUCAAUGGAGGGAGGGGAUUGCGUAAAACGCCACGCGUUGAAACGGGGGCGGGGCGUGAUGCCACCACGGUCAUGCCCACUUCUUGUUGUCCGAAAAAAAAGGAAGGAAAAACCAAAACGCUCUCCUCUUUUUAAGGUCAUCCAGUUCUCUAUCUCUCAUCACUCACUGAGAGAGCCAUACCAUUUUCCACAGUUACUACUACUGCCCAACAACAACAGGAAGAAGAAGAAGAAGAAGAAAGAUGGUCGUCAAUCAUCUCCUCCGAUCCUCUCUCAGAAGAACCGCCGCUGCCUCUCAGGUGCACUUGUACAAAAAUCAUUACAGGCCAGAUGGAAUAGUACAGUAGCAUCUUUGCAAAAGGAUGUUUCAGCUACUGAGUUAAAGGAUGAGAAAGGGUUUAAGGGGCAUAGUAUGCUGGCACCUUUUACUGCCGGGUGGCAGACAACCGACUUGCAUCCUUUAGUAAUAGACAAGUCUGAGGGUUCCUAUGUCUAUGACAUAAACGGGAAGAAGUAUCUUGAUUCUCUUGCUGGUCUAUGGUGCAACCCUUUAGGGGGAAAUGAACCUCGUCUUGUUGCUGCUGCAACUGCGCAGCUAAAUAAGUUGCCGUUUUAUCACUCGUUCUGGAAUCGGACUACAAAACCUACUUUGGAUCUUGCGAAGGAAGUUCAAGAUAUGUUUACUGCAACCGAAAUUGAAAAAGUCUUCUUCACGAAUAGUGGAUCAGAAGCCAAUGACACACAGGUGAAGCUUGUUUGGUAUUAUAACAAUGCACUCGGAAGGCCAAAUAAGAAGAAGUUUAUUGCACGAGCAAAAUCAUACCAUGGGUCAACACUUAUAUCAGCCAGUCUUUCUGGCCUUCCACCUCUCCAUCAGCAAUUUGAUCUGCCAGCUCCAUUUGUGCUGCAUACCGACUGCCCUCACUACUGGCGCUACCACCUUCCAGGUGAGACGGAGGAGGAAUUCUCGACAAGGUUAGCUAAUAAUUUGGAGAAUCUCAUUCUCAAAGAAGGACCAGAGACGGUUGCUGCAUUCAUUGCAGAGCCAGUAAUGGGGGCAGGAGGUGUGAUACCUCCCCCUGCAACUUAUUUCGAGAAGAUUCAAGCUGUAGUGAGAAAAUAUGACAUUCUAUUUAUUGCCGAUGAGGUGAUCUGCGCAUUUGGAAGGCUUGGGACAAUGUUUGGCUGUGAUAAAUAUAACAUCAAACCGGACCUUGUGUCGGUUGCAAAGGCACUUUCUUCUGGCUAUAUGCCUAUUGGAGCUGUCCUUGUGAGCCCUGAAGUUUCAGAUGUCAUACAUUCCCAAAGUAACAAACUUGGGAACUUUUCUCAUGGAUUUACUUAUUCUGGGCAUCCAGUGUCGUGUGCUGUUGCAUUGGAAGCACUCAAGAUCUACAAGGAAAGAAAUAUUCUUGAGCAAGUGAACAGCAUUUCACCAAGAUUUCAAGAUGGUUUAAAGGCCUUUUCCAGCAGUCCCAUUAUUGGGGAGAUACGUGGAACUGGCUUGAUUCUGGGCACGGAGUUCACAGAUAAUAAGUCACCAAACGAUCCAUUUCCUUCUGAAUGGGGGAUAGGGGCAUAUUUCGGGGCUCAGUGUGAGAAGAAUGGGAUGUUAGUACGUGUUGCUGGUGAUAAUAUCUUGAUGUCUCCUCCAUUUAUAAUCUCACCAGAUGAAGUUGAUGAGGUAGGUUACUCUCCAUUUAGACCAAAGUAAAAUAUCCCAUGUUUUGAUAGAUGCUUGAGUAAUUCAAUUUCAAUCCCAAUAGAUGCUUGAUCUGAUCCUUAGAGUUGGAUGUUUGCAGUUGGUUUGUUGUUUUGGAAGAAUUGCCUACAAUUUCAAUCCCAAUAGAUGCUUGAUCUUUUAACCUUCGGGUGCUUUAUGUGGAGGCUGUGCUUCUGCCAGAACUUCUCUUUUGUCAUUUCAUUAAUCGUUUUGAUCACCUUUGAAACACAAACUUGCUUCACUUGCCCUUCAAAAUUUGCUUUCCCUUGGAUCGGACUAAGGAGUACUUUUUUUGGGUCAGGGAGUCGGAAGUGAGUUCAAAUUAUUUUUCACAAAAGAAAGAGUGUAUCUUGAGGAUCUUUGUUUCGUGACUUUUCUAAAUAUUUGAAUUACUCGUGUCGGAUGCCCGACACUUAGAGAUAAGGGCAUGGGAUCUGCAUUCCAAUAUAUGAAGUUGGACACCUGGCAAGCAUAUUUUCUAUUCAAUUUUACCACGAAUUUCGCAUAAAACAUUUAUGGUAUGUAGCAAAUGCCAUAGGACACCUUGUAAGUUCAAUUUUAUCGUGAAGAUGAAAGAAGUAUACUUAACAAUUUACCUAUUUUAACUGUUCCUUGAGAUGAAAAUUGGAUAAAUCUGGCCCUUAGACAAGUACCCGCACACUAUGUCUUGCUUUGAGUCCAUGUAACAUUGCCAAGGACCUUUCGGUCUCGGUUUUCGUUUAUAAACCCUGGUACUAAUUAGCUAAAGCUUUUGAAAUCACUUGUGUUUUUCAGUUGAUAAGCAAAUAUGGAAAAUCACUCGCGGCAACUGAAGAAAGAGUGCAAGAACUCAAGUCUCAGCAGAAGUAGCUGCUGAUAGCAGUGGAUGAUGGUAAUGAUGAUGUUGGCGAAAAUAUGUUUGCUACAAUGUGUAAAAAGGAUGCUCUGUUUUUAGGUUUUCCAGUCGUGACGGACGCAUGAAGUUAAUUAAUAAAGCAAUCUUGUUGUCUUGUACUGUUACUCUGGGGUGUGCAUGCUCUUACUUGCAGUGAAAAAUUCUAGUGCUACACAA
Molecule: messenger RNA, 2785 nt
Organism: Rhododendron vialii
Lineage: Eukaryota; Viridiplantae; Streptophyta; Magnoliopsida; Ericales; Ericaceae
Product: gamma aminobutyrate transaminase 3, chloroplastic
Exons: 18
Coding region: 7-1725 (572 amino acids)
Biological process (GO): biotin biosynthetic process
Molecular function (GO): S-adenosyl-L-methionine:8-amino-7-oxononanoate transaminase activity; pyridoxal phosphate binding
Source: RefSeq, a predicted model, not a curated record